Molecule: messenger RNA, 2004 nt
Organism: Penicillium soppii
Lineage: Eukaryota; Fungi; Ascomycota; Eurotiomycetes; Eurotiales; Aspergillaceae
Product: putative transcription initiation factor TFIID subunit 12
Exons: 4
Coding region: 1-2004 (667 amino acids)
Biological process (GO): RNA polymerase II preinitiation complex assembly; DNA-templated transcription initiation
Cellular component (GO): SLIK (SAGA-like) complex; transcription factor TFIID complex; SAGA complex
Molecular function (GO): TBP-class protein binding; DNA binding; protein heterodimerization activity
Source: RefSeq, a predicted model, not a curated record
AUGAGGCAUUCUUACGGAGACGAUGAGGAAAAUUUUCAACCUGCGCCGGUGGCACAACCUGAUGUCCCAGAAGUCACUGAUGAAGACAUUGAGCCGAAACCACCCGCAACACCAACCAACCCCUCGUGGCUCUUCCGAUCCUUGUCACAAAGCACCGAACAGAACCUCAUCGCGGAGAUGGACGGGUCUCAGGGCCAAGCUGGGCAGCCUAUGGCUGCGCCGCAGCAACCACAACAUCAGAAUCUCAUCCGGACCGACCAAGUGCAGAAGUUGCCACACCUUAGCGACCAGCAAAAGGUCCAGCAUACCCAGCUGGUGCGUAGCCUCUGGGAGAUGCUGAACACGCGCGACUCGCAGUCCCAUGAAUAUCAACAGGCGCAUACCAAGCUUUCCCAGUUGUCUCAGAACCUGAUGAAGGGGAUGCGGAUAUUCCAGCAGAACCGCCAGCAGGCAAUGCAGCAGCAUCAGCAAGCCCAGGUGGCAGCUGGCGUGCAGCAGGGACAACCAGGACAACCGGGACAGGGACAACCUGUGCAGGGACAACCGGGACAGCAAGUUCAACAGCCUCAGGCCCAAAUACAAGGACCACCGGUCCAGCGAACGCAAUCCAACAACCCGCAGGCAAUCAACCAGCUGAUCCCACAGAUCCAAGCCCGGGUCAGUGCACUCAAUUUUUUCUUGCCGCCAAAUGUAACCCCGGAGCAAGUUCAAACAUGGAUUCCCGAGGCUCGGUUGCGAUAUGGCAUUGCUCUGCAGAAGCAGGAGGUUGGACGUGCUCGGAUGACUGAGCUUCGUGGCACAUUUGCCCAACGGCAGUCGCAGGGAAAUAUGAGCCAGGAAGAAAUCCAGGAAUUUAAGAACAGACAGAUGGCUGCUGAAAAGCUUUUCCGCGAGGGUAGCGAGUUCCUUAACAAGUUCAAAGAACAGCAGGAAAGCUUCAAGCUUCAGUCGCAACAGAAUCCCCAAAGCCAAGCGAUGAACCAGACAGGACAAACGAAUCCACCUGCAAAUAUGAAUCAACCCCCCGUUGGAGCAGCUGCUCCUGCUGCGACUCAAACCGCACCCAAUGCUCAGGCAGGUGCAGCCGCAAACACCAUGCAAUCUGGGCAAGCACCAACCCCAGCUCCACACACUAUAAACUCUGCCGUGAACGCCGCACGCAAUCAAGCUGGCCAGGCGAUUGCACCACAACCGCAACAACAACGUCCUCAGCCGCCAUCGCAACAAGGAACGCCAGGCGCGCAAGUGACAUUCAGCCAGACCCCUAAUCCUGAUGGUUCCACCCCCACACCACCAGGACCUCCCCAACAGGUGAACCAAGGCCCACCACGUCCCCUUUCACAUCAAGCUGCGAUCUCACAAGCUGCGCAGACCUACACCAACCCUACCGCCCAACAGACAAAUACCAUAAACCAGCAAGCCCAAACCAACAACCAAGCCCACCCACAAGGCUACCUUGCCAACCGCUCGACCGAUACUUCAUCCCGCAACAUCAACAUGGCCAUCCCCAAGAACCUGAACGUCUCAACCCCAGAACCCGUCUCGAUGCCAGCCUCGCGUCCCUCUCUCUCCGGCGGCCCCAGCCACGGUGCCAUGGGCAUGAUGGGCCAGCCCGCAAUCCAGAAACACCCAGGCUACGUCCUUGAAGGCGAAGGCCAGCGCGUCCUGAGCAAGAAGAUGCUCGACAUCCUCGUUCGCCAGGUCACCGGCGGCGGCGAGGGAGAAAUGCUGACUCCCGAUGCUGAAGAGUUCAUCCUCCAAAUGGCCGACGACUUCGUCGACGAGGUCAUCACGCAAGCUUGUCGCCUCGCCAAGCUCCGCCCCUCCUCUACUCUCGAACUGCGCGACAUCCAGCUUGUCCUUGAGCGUAACUAUAACAUGCGCAUCUCGGGCUUCUCCACUGAUGAUCUUCGCACCGUCAAGAAACCCCAGCCUACCCAGGCCUGGACUCAGAAGAUGUCGGCUAUUCAGGCUGCGAAGGUCACUCAGGGUCGAAACGAGUAA